Messenger RNA from Erythranthe guttata (spotted monkey flower), 2102 nucleotides. Its product is annotated as bacteriophage N4 adsorption B protein. The record is from RefSeq and is a predicted model, not a curated record. Lineage: Eukaryota; Viridiplantae; Streptophyta; Magnoliopsida; Lamiales; Phrymaceae.
UGUGUUUGUUGUAUCUAUAUCUCUUAAUAACAACCUCUCUCUCUCUCUUCUUUCUCUUCUUUCUUACUUUUUGGGGGCAGAUUAUAGAGAGAGAGAGAGAGAGAAAAAUGAUCUCAGUCAUGGAUCGGAAUUCUUCGUUUCUCACGCCAUUGAAGAAGCUGCACCUGUAUUUUCAAUGAAGCUUUUUCUUCAUUUCUCCACGGUUAUUCUUCUCCUGUUUGCCUUCUAAUCCUCCGAUCGAGGGUUUCUUCCUUUUCCCCUUCCUUCGAUAGUUUGAUGCUGGAGAGUCAUGCCGACAUUUACAGCUUUAGCUCUGGAUAGACUGAUAGAACCUGGAACUGCAAAGUCCAUGGUACCACCGAGAAAUUCCACCGACUCGAAACUCGAGAGGAGACAUAGCACUCCUUACUCUACUGAAGAUGUGGUAAUCGUUUCUUCUGGUUCAAAGGUGGAAAGAGGGGCCAGCAUUCCUCCACUCCCGAAGAUUGAAAGAGGAGUUAGCGUUCCUCCUAACACAAAUCUUGAAAGGGGAGUUAAUAUUCCUCCUAAUCCGAAGCUCGGUUGGAAAAAUGGUGCAAUAAAUACAACCACAUCAGUUGCAGAUAAGAAGCACCAAUGGGCUCAAUUCUCACCAGCACUCUAUGCCACUCCCAUAUCCACCCCACUUCCCGAUUCUCCGUCUUCAUUCCCACCAUCGCCUUACGUUAUUAAUCACAAGCGAAGGGGUCCACGACUCAUGAAGAGUUUCUCCGAGGAUGAUGUUUCGUCUUGGAAACAGGGUACUGAUGAGAUUAAGGUGGAUGGAAAUGGGAACUCUGCUGAAAAAGAGAUAGUAAGUGUGUCUAAGGAUGAUAGUUGUGUUCCUACUAGGGUUCUUGAUUCGACUAUAGAUGGUGAUAUCGAACCAUCUGUCACUGGAGAUGACAAGGAAAAACAUUUGAAUGGAGGUUGUAAUGGUGAACAUGGAAGCAGUGAUAUGGGAAAUGGUCCGUCGGGGCAAAAUGGUCUUAUCAAGUCUGUUGAAUUUAAUUUGCAGCAAGAUGGUGAUGUUGAUUAUUUUGUCGACCCACAGGAUUCAAUGAGUGUUAAGAGCAUUAGUGAAAGUGAGGGUAAUUUUGGAGCAGAACGGACUCUGAAUUCUACAACACCAAUGGCUGAAUUCUAUGAUGCUUGGGAAGAAUUGUCGUCAGAGAAUGGGCCGCAGCUUCCAAUGCCUGAUUUUGAAAGUGAAUUGCGUGAAAUACGAUUGACUUUAUUGAUGGAGAUAGAAAAGAGGAAGCAGGCUGAAGAAACCUUAAAUAGUGUGCGAUACCAGUGGCAGAGGAUCCGUGAAGAAUUAUCGCUUGUAGGGUUGACACUCCCCGUAGAUCCAACUACUUUACCAGAAGAUGGUGCUGAUUUUGCAGCAGAUGUGUGCCAACAAGUAUAUCUUGCUCGGUUUGUGUCUAACUCGGUUGGGAGGGGAACUGCAAAGGCUGAGGCUGAGAUGGAGAUGGAAGCUCAAAUAAAGCUGAAGAAUGUCGAGAUUGCUCGUUUAUGGGACAGGCUUCAUUAUUAUGAAGCAGUGAACCGAGAGAUGUCUCAGAGAAACCAAGAAGUUGUAGAAACGGCAAGGCAACUAAGGCAAAGAAGGAAGAAAAUAAGAAAAUGGGUGUGGGGAUCUAUUUCUACUGCAGUUGCACUCGGUUCAGCUUACGUAGCAUAUUCUUACUUCCACACUCCCAAAGAAGGUUCAUCUUCUUCCAAAACCCUAUCGAAUGCUCAUGAGGUUGACCACAAGUCGAACUAGUCAAACUCCAAAUCUUAUAGCAUAGUUGCAGGCUAUAUAUAGCAUAGAAAGAAAUAACCAAAACAAAACAGGGGGUCGAAAUAACCAUCUUGUUAAUACCAACAUUUUUUCAUUUUCCUUUUUACUGUUGGUUUUCCUACUGCAGAAUAUGUAUAAAUUCAAUAAAAACAUACUGUAAAAAAAUGCCAGUAUAUACUUGUACAUGCUUUCUCCAUUUGAGAUUGUUCGACACCGACAUAUUAGAGCACGUACCCUGUGUGGUGUGUAGGUCCGUGAUAUAUGGCUUGCGAUAAAUAAAGUUGUGUUUUUCUUA